CAUAGGAGGAAAGAUCAUACGCAUAGGAGAGAUCCAGAUGCAUGUUUGAAAACCCUUUAAAGAUUUAAGAAAAAUACAGAUUUGCAUAAUCCUAUUUCUACUUUGACAAGAAUUUUUCCACUCUCAUCAGAUAUCAAAAUUUCAUUAAAUCUUAUUUUACUAAUGAAUUAUAUAGUUGCUAAUUCAAAAAUAAAGGAGAUCUUUAAAAACUUUUCUUGUAAAAUGUCAUGUUGCAGCGUCUAUAAAGCAUACACAAAACAAAGUUUAUAUAAGCUUGUAGCUACUAGUGAAGCACUUGUGAAAGAUACAAAGUAAAAUUCUAAAAGUGGUGCAGUGGGUUUAUGUAAAAAUGUUGUUGCAUCUUUAUACAAACUUGUUGAUUCUAAAGAAUUGAACAAUGAAGUUGCAUUAGAAAACAUGUACUAAUUUUCACAGAACUGGCUUUCAAGUGUUAAUGGAAACUAUAAAACCUUAUCCGAUUUUUCAAUCUAUAAUUUUUUAAACUUCUCGUAGAAGCUGAUGCAAAUAAGGACUAAAUUUACUUCCUAUAGGUCUUAAGUUUCAAGAAGAUGUAAACACAAUUUAUUACUAAAGUAAUAAAGCACCAUCCUUUAAACUAUAAACACUUUGUGAAGGUUUAGAAAUGUUUUUCAGGAUAGUGUGUUAUCAUGAAGUUAUGGUGUUUUUGUCUUAUCACGUCUCUUUUUAAUUUCAAAGGAAUUGAAUUACAAGUGUUUCAAGGUGAUUUUGAGUAUGCUCCACGAGACAGUUUUUUUUAUGAGAUUGAAGGUUUUAGAACAGCAUGGGCUAAUUGUCGACCACCAAAGUCGCAACCUCCAGUUAUUCCUAUUUGGAUUAAUGGAUCCAGUAAUUCAAAUGUUAAUGAAUCAGAUCCUCGCAUAAAAAUUACCGUUGUUGCAAGUACUGGUAUCUUUUCACAAAUGAUUAUCAAUCCUGCAACUAAAUGGGAUUCAGGUAAAUGGGGAUGCAGAGCAAUAAAUAGCACAACUAAUUUGACACAUUGGUUUAAUAUUACUUUAUAUGGUCCUCCCAAAGCUCCUCAAAAUAUUCAUGUUAAACAAUACCGAAAACAUGGUUUUAUCUUAACAUGGGAUUAUUUAAGGAAUGAUCUUGCUUUUUAUGACAUUAAAGUUAAGCGUCUUUCAAAUGGUUCUACAGCAGACAUUAUUUUUAAAGAACACCAUCUUCCUCUUUGGUUUCAAUACACAGAGUAUGAGUUCAAAGGAUUAAUUCCGGAUGAAGAAUAUGAGAUUAUUAUGAGAGCUACAGAUGUAAUGAAUCAAACAGGAACUUGGAGCAGUCCCUUUAAAACAAUGGUAUUGUUACAGUUUAUGCCAUAUUUUUUAAAAGACAUUCCACAACUUAUAGAUGUUGCUGAAGGAGCAAAUUUAACUCUUAAUUGUGAUGUUGAGUCUGAGCCACAAGCAACAUUUCAAUGGUUUAAAAAUAAUGCUGUUGUUCCUUUUUCAAAUGAUAAAGAGUUAUUUUUAUCAAAUCUUUUAAGAAGUGAUUCUGGGGUGAAAUAUAAGUGCAAGGCAAUGAAUAUCAUUGGAAACAUGACUGGAGUUGAAGCUACCAUACAUGUUGAAUGGAUUGACAAAGAGUUUGUUCAACCACCACAAAGUAAUUUCUUUUAUCGAAAUGCAAAUUUUUUGCGUAUUUCAUUUAUUAUACCAAAAGGUGAAAAAAUACCUUCUAUCACUUUUUUCAUCAACAAUAAACUCAUGGACUCAACCUCAUACCCUAGAAAUUCAAUAACAUUAUAUAAAGACCCCUCUGGAAUUAUAUAUAAUGCUCUUGAUAUUUUGAACCCAGAUGAUUCUUCAGAAGGAAGCUAUAUUGUAAUUGCCUCAAACUUGGCUGGUAAUGUCACAUCAAACUUUUCAUUGGUAAUUGCAGGUCCGCCUUUACCUAUUACUUACUUUAAAGUAUUGAGUCAGGUGUUUGAAGGGUUGACCUUUGAAUGGAAUCUUUCUUUAUCUGAUCCAAAAAUGUUCAACUUAGGUGAAAAUUUUCAUUAUAGAAGGGACAUUCUCUCAUUUGAAAUUGAGUAUAAAGAGACUUCAGCUUCUUUAGUUCAACAAAAGAAAUUAUUAGGUGAUUUUAAUGGUGUUGAAUACUUAAAACGAACAGGAACUGUAACAGGAUUAGUACCAAGUGCAACAUACAAUUUUAGAAUUAGAUGCACCGAUUAUGGUAAUCAAACAAGCGACUGGUCAGAGAGUUUAAAUUAUACCAUUUCUAAUCAAGUUAUUAUUGGUGAUAAUCAGGAAAUCAAAUCAACACAUUCAAAGAGGUACCAAACAAAUAUAUUAACCACAAAAGACAAUAUCCAGACCAUUCCAGCAAAUUUAGACAGUAAAAACCUGACACUUUUGGCAACAGUAUCAAAUGAAAAUAAAACGGUCCUAACCGCUUCAAAAUUUGAAAAUAAUAAAGUUAUCACUACAAUAACCAAUGUAAAUCAAACCAUUCCAGCAACAAUAUCAACUACAAACAUUGCUACUCAUACCAAUAUGAAUUUUGAAAACCAAACACUUUUGGCAUCAGUAUCAAGAGAAAAUGAAACUGUUCCAGCUACUAAUAACAUUAAAAACCUGACAGUUAUCACAACAUUAAACAAUGUAAAUCAAACCAUUCCUGCAACAAUAACAACUACAAACAUUACUACUCAUACCAAUAUGAAUUUUGAAAACCAAACACUUUUGGCAUCAGUAUCAAGUGAAAAUGAAACUGUUCCAGCUACUAAUAACAUUAAAAACCUGACAGUUAUCACAACAUUAAACAAAGUAAAUCAAACCAUUCCUGCAACAAUAACAACUACAAACAUUACUACUCAUACCAAUAUGAAUUUUGAAAACCAAACACUUUUAGCAUCAGUGUCAAGUGAAAGUGAAACUGUUCCAGCUACUAAUAACAUUAAAAACCUGACAGUUAUCACAACAUUAAACAAUGUAAAUCAAACCAUUCCUGCAACAAUAACUACUACAAACAUUACUACUCAUACCAAUAUGAAUUUUGAAAACCAAACACUUUUGGCAUCAGUGUCAAGGAAAAAUGAAACUGUUCCAGCUACUAAUAAUGUUAAAAACCUGACAGUUAUCACAACAUUAAACAAAGUAAAUCAAACCAUUCCUGCAACAAUAUCAACUACAAACAUUACUACUCAUUUAAAUAUUGAAAACCAAACGCUUUUUGCAACAGUGUCAAUUGAAAAUGAAAGUUUUCCAGCUACCAAUAGCAUUAAAAACCAGACAGUUAUCACAACAUUAAACAAUGUAGACCAGACCAUUUCACCAACAAUAUUAACUAAAAACACAGCUAUUCUACCCAUUCUAAAUGGUAAAAAUCAGACACUUUUGGCAGCAGUAUCAUAUACAAAUGAAACUGUUAGAGCUACUAAUAAUGUUAAAAACCAGACAGUUUUCACAACAUUAACUAAUGUAAAUCAAACCAUUCCAGCAACAAUAUCAGCUACAAACGUUGCUAUUCAUACUAAUUUAAAUAUUGAAAACCAAACGCUUUUGGCAACAGCAUCAAGUGAUAAUGAAACUUUUCCAGCUACCAAUAGCAUUAAAAACCAGACAGUUAUCACAACAUUAAACAAUGUAAACCAGAGUAUUCCAGCAACAAUAUCAACUACAAACAUUUCUUUUCUUACCACCUUAAAUAGUGAAAACCAAACACUUUUGGUAACAGUGUCUAGUGAAAAUGAAACUGUUCCAGCUACUAAUAACGUUAAAAACCUGACAUUUAUUACAGCAUUAAACAAUGUAAACCAGUCCAUUCCAGCAACAAUAUCAUCUACAAUUAAAGCUAUUCUUACCACUUUAAAUGGUGAAAACCAAACACUUUUGGCGUCAAUGUCAAGUGAAAAUAAAACUAUUUUUGCCACUACAAAUAUCGGAAGUCAGACAUUUACAACAUUAGGCAAUACAAACCAGAGCAUUUCAACAACGGUGUUAACUGAACACAUAUCUAUUCAAGCUACCGUAAGUAAUCAUUACCCGACACUUUUAGCAACAUUAACAAAUGAAAAAAAAAUUAAUCUAGCCAAUACUACAGUUGAAAAACAGACAAUAACAACGGCUUUAGGUCAGCUGAAUCAGACCACUCCAGCGACAGUAUCAUCUACAAAUAAAACUAUUAUAACUUCCACAGAUGGUGAAAAACAUACAAGUUCUUCAAACAGUAAAAACCUCAAAAUUCUAUCAACUGUAACAAUUAAUAAGAAAUGGGUUCUCUCGUCAGCGAAGGCAAAAUAUGACUUUAUUAGUCAAGAUUAUUUUGGUCCUGAAAAAGUUAUACAUGGCAACAUAUCAGCAGGUGUUAUCGUCGGAAUUGUUGUGGCAGUUAGUAUUGCUCUUUUUUUGAUCACCGUUGGAAUUGUAAUAUUUGUGCGACCUAAAAAACUUUUUUAAGGCUAACAUAAAACUAUAUUUUUUACUAAGGUUUUAUGCAAUAUUUGCUUUAUAAACUUUAGAGCAUAAAUACAAAAUGAAUGUUUUGUUAAUUUUUUGUAAAGUAAUUUUUUUUUUUAUAAAGUUUUUUUAAAUGUUUUUUUUCUAAUAUUAGAAAUUAUC
Hydra vulgaris (swiftwater hydra) is the source of this 4604-nucleotide messenger RNA. Its product is annotated as protein PF3D7_1417600. Gene Ontology annotation, molecular function: protein binding. NCBI's taxonomy places the organism in Eukaryota, Metazoa, Cnidaria, Hydrozoa, Anthoathecata, Hydridae. The record is from RefSeq and is a predicted model, not a curated record.